AUGAGUUUUAGAGGUGGUAAUAGAGGUGGAUCCCGUGGUGGAUCCCGUGGUGGAUUCCGUGGAAAUUCCCGUGGUGGAUUUGGUAGCAGAGGUGCCCCAAUGGGUCCUCCAGAUUCCGUUUUAGAAAUGGGUGCUUUCCUACAUCCAUGUGAGGGGGACAUUGUAUGUCGUUCAAUCAAUACUAAGAUUCCAUACUUCAAUGCACCAAUCUAUUUGGAAAACAAAACACAAGUCGGUAAGGUCGAUGAGAUCUUGGGUCCUUUAAAUGAGGUUUUCUUUACGAUAAAAUGUUCUGAAGGUGUUAAGGCAGAAAGUUUCAACGAAGGUGACAAGUUUUACAUUGCUCCUGAUAAAUUACUACCUAUAGAGAGAUUCUUGCCUAAACCAAAGGUUGCUGGCCCACCAAAGCCUAAGAGAAAGAGAUCAGCUGCUCCAGGCGGCCGUGGUGGAUCUAGAGGUGGAUUCGGUGGCUCCAGAGGCGGAUUCGGUGGUCGUGGUGGAUCCAGAGGUGGCUUCGGUGGUGGCCGUGGUGGCUCAAGAGGUGGCUUCGGUGGUGGCCGUGGUGGCUCCAGAGGUGGCUUCGGUGGCUCCAGAGGUGGUUCCAGAGGUGGCUUCGGUGGCCGUGGUGGUUCCAGAGGUGGAAGAUACUAA
Molecule: messenger RNA, 651 nt
Organism: Kluyveromyces marxianus DMKU3-1042
Lineage: Eukaryota; Fungi; Ascomycota; Saccharomycetes; Saccharomycetales; Saccharomycetaceae
Gene: GAR1
Product: H/ACA snoRNP pseudouridylase subunit GAR1
Exons: 1
Coding region: 1-651 (216 amino acids)
Biological process (GO): snoRNA guided rRNA pseudouridine synthesis; ribosome biogenesis
Cellular component (GO): box H/ACA snoRNP complex
Molecular function (GO): box H/ACA snoRNA binding
Source: RefSeq, a predicted model, not a curated record